AUGGCGGAUACCACACGCCAGUCAGCAAACAUGGAGACAAGCGGAAAAUCGCCAAACUACACCCUGACUAAGCUAGAUGCAAUUUUUGCUGCCUUCUGGACCAGGAUUGCGGAGAGGGCACUGAACACGGCUAAAGCUAAUCGUACCACUCUUGCACCCACACCACCCGCACUCCCGGGCACCAAGAGGGGACGCAAAAUGAUAGCCGACAGAGACCCCCCAAAGAGACACCGAAAACAGGUCCGGUGGCACAAGCAGAAACGUAGAGCCUUCACCAUGACAAGCACACACCCCCAAUGUAAGCUGCAACAACCCCACAGCGGACUAGAGCCGCCAUGCCCACCAGGACAACGCCGAUCGACUGCUAAAGCGCGACUUUACCACCCAGAUACCUGGCACCUAGUCAUAUCUACACCUCUGAAGUCUCAGGAGACAGGGGCUCCCGGAGACUGCAUCUGGCAACCGGAAGGGAUCGGAUGA
Messenger RNA from Pelobates cultripes (western spadefoot toad), 480 nucleotides. The record is from the annotation of a GenBank genome assembly. NCBI's taxonomy places the organism in Eukaryota, Metazoa, Chordata, Amphibia, Anura, Pelobatidae.